CAGUAAAUUAACCACUUGUGAGUAUAAUCUAAGUUGAAUUUUCUGUUCUUGGAACAGGACCUGCUGCCGCCAAGCCAGAACUGAUCUCAAAGCUGGAGCGCAGGGCAGCCCCCUGGAUCAAGGAUCCCAAUGGACCAAAGUGGGGGAAAGGUCGCCCCCCAGGGAAAAAGAAGACUGUUGUUACCACCAAGGAGGUUGACAUACCAGUCUCUGUUGAAGAGGCAGGGCUUCCUUUGUUUUCUUUAGUAGAAGUUUGUGACUCUUGCCCCAAUCCUGGCCACACUGAAACAGGAGAUAUGACUGGAAAAGUCAAGAAGACUUACCGACCCCGGUCAAUCCAGAAAUCUUGGUUUGGGCAGUUUUCUUGGUUGAUAAGUGACCCUGAAGAGACCACGUUAUUUUGUUCAGCUUGCAAAGAACGCCCUUCUCUUCAUGACAGAUCUUCUAGAUUAGUUAAAGGGUACACAGGACCUUUUAAAGUGGAGACUUUAAAAUACCAUGAGGUCAGCAAAGCUCAUAAGCUUUGUGUCAACACAGCAGAGGUCAAGGAAGAUGCACCCCGGGCUGCCCUUGUCCCGGUGGUGCCAGAAAUUUCUAGUGACUUAAUGGCAAACAUGGAACACUUUUUUAAUGCUGCCUACUCCAUUGCUUACCACUCAAGACCACUGAAUGACUUUGAGAAGGUUCUGCAGCUUCUGCAGAGCACAGGGACCAUGAUAUUGGGCAAGUAUCGAAACCGUACUGCUUGUACCCAGUUUAUUAAGUACAUCUCUGAGACACUGAAAAAGGAGAUCCUGGAUGAUAUCCGUCAUUCCCCUUGUAUGAGUGUGCUGUUGGACAGCUCCACAGACUCAUUAGAUCAGUCUUGUGUGGGGAUUUACAUAAGAUACUUCAAAGAGAUGGAAGUGAAAGAGUCCUACAUUACACUGGCCCCACUCUACAGUGAGACAGUGGAUGGCUAUUUUGAAACUAUCAUUUCUGCUCUGGAUGAACUGGAUAUACCAUUUCGGAAACCUGGGUGGGUAGUAGGCCUGGGAACUGAUGGUUCAGCCAUGCUGAGCUGUAAAGGAGGUUUAAUAGAGAAGUUCCAAGAAAUCAUCCCUCAGCUGUUGCCUGUCCAUUGUGUAGCCCACCGUCUCCACCUGGCGGUAGUAGAUGCCUGUGGAAGCAUUGACUUAGUAAAGAAAUGUGACCGGCACAUCCGGACGGUGUUUAAGUUUUACCAGUCUUCAAACAAAAGGCUGAAUGAGUUACAGGUGGGUGCAGCUGCCCUAGAACAAGAAAUUGUUCGCCUAAAGGACUUGAAUGCUAUCAGGUGGGUAGCAAGCAAAAGACGGACACUGAAUGCACUGAUUGUGAGCUGGCCCGCCCUGGCCAGCCACUUGCAGAGUGUGGCGGAAGCUGGGGGCCAGAUUGGGCACAGGGCUAAGGGCAUGCUGAAGCUGAUGAAAAGCUUUCAUUUCAUUAAGUUCUGCCACUUCCUUCUAGACUUUUUAAGCAUCUACCGACCUGUGUCUGAGGUGUGCCAGAAAGAGAUUGUAUUGAUCACAGAGGUAAACUCCACACUAGAGAGGGCUUACAUUGCUUUGGAAACCCUCCUUCACCAGGCAGGGCCCAAAGAGGAAGAGUUCAACAGCAGUUUUAAGGAAGGUCAGCUCCAUGGCAUUCCCUUAGACAGGAUGGAGAUGGCUGAACAGCGGUUCCAGGCAGACAGAGAGAAGAUGAUUUUAACUGGGAUUGAAUAUCUCCAAAGAAGGUUUGAUACUGACCGGUCAGCCCAGCUCAAGAACAUGGAGGUAUUUGACACCAUGGCCUGGCCAGAUGGCAUUGAACUGGCUAACUUUGGGAACAAUGAAAUACUUAAUUUAGCCAGACAUUUUGAGCUCUCCCUCCCACCAGGCUACAGCAAAGAAGGCCUCCUAGAGGAAUGGCUAGGCCUAAAGACCAUUGCCAAGCACCUUCCCUUCUCCAUGCUAUGCAAGAAUACCCUUUCUCAGCGCUCCCGCUUCCCUCUGCUGAGCCAGCUGAUGGCAGUGGUCAUUUGUGUUCCCAUUUCAACUUCUUGCUGUGAGCGGGGUUUCAGUGCCAUGAAUCGGAUCAAGACAGAGGAGAGAACCAAGCUCUCCAAUGAAGUCAUCAACAUGCUUAUGAUGACAGCAGUGAAUGGUGUGGCAGUCACGGAAUAUGAUCCACAGCCUGCCAUACAGCAUUGGUACCUGACAUCUUCAGGCCGCCGCUUCAGCCAUGUCUACACUUGUGCCCAAGUGCCCCCUCGCUGUGAUGCAGGUGCUGAGCUCAGGAAUGAGAAGAUGGGAAGUCUCUAUGUUGAGGAAAUAAUGGAUCAGGAGCCAGCCAUGCAGUCUUAUGGGAAGCCUAUCAAAAUACCACAAGAUUAUGUCAGAGACUCGGCUGGAUGCCUCACAGCAGCCAAGAAACCCCAGAAUUGUCCCAGUGAAGAAAGGAUUUUACAAGAGCAGGAAAGCCAGGAGCUACCUCAAAGAACCACCUAACCAACAUUUGGGGAAAAGGCAGGGAUCAUGGGACAAGUUUUUUACAGAGAUAUCAUCUUGAAAAUUCCUUAUGGGCACUACUCAAUUGCAGGCUGACCAGAGCCCUGCUCCUAAGAACUCAGGGAGAUGCAGCCCUCAGAGGGGCACAUCCUUUUCACCAGGCUUAGCAGCAUGUCCUUGGUGGAGCAAAUCCUUUAUGGGUUAAUGUGCAGGGAAAUUUUUUUUUAUCAUGAUUUCCUUCUUUUAAAGCCCUAGGAACUCACCUUGUCAAGAAGUUCUUGGUUUCAUAACUGGAAGGGUUUCAAGUACAGGAAAAGUCUGUCCGGGUAAAUACUGUUUGGAGCUGGGCACUUUAUGUCCAGGAACCAUUAGAAAGUAUGUCCAGGAGGUUGCAUGCUUACUUGCAUUAUGGGUACUAAUGCAUUGGUAAAGAAGGAGGGGAGAGCUUGAUCUAGAUAGGGGUCACAGUGUGAGAAAGCAAUGCUGUUUUAUGGGGCUUCCAAUUUAAUUAUUCUAGGUCAGGGGUUGGGGGUUCCUCAUUUCAAGGGUAGGAUUAGACAUCUAAUGUCUGAACCUGGCCAAGGGAGAAUUCUUCCCUGCUUUUGGAAAGGCUUCUUUUUGAGUUCAGUAAUCCUUCAGACCUGUGUACUGCAGAAAGACCAGAGGUGGGGUGAGAGUUGCAAGGCAAUGGGGUCCAGUUCUCUCUCAUCUGGGUCACCUGGCACACCCAAGAUUAUUCCCUUUCUCUUGCCUGGUGCCUCAGAGCCCUAUUGGUGCAAAAUGCUAGCUGGCUGGCUUCAGGGGAUUGUGGAACGAUAGUCCUGUUUCUCACCUUUGACUGAUAUUUCCUUCAAUUGGUAAUGCUUCAAGAAGCAUUAACUUUGUGCCUCUCCAAACCAAUUAAAUUUGCCAUGAGUGUAUAUACCCCUGCAGUGAUAUGGAAGGGCUCAUGUCUUCUGAGCAAAGUGAACAUUGGUAUUAUUCUUAGGAGCACUUUCUUUCUUGGAGGUUUAGGGUUAGUUGUGGCUAAUGCUGCAUCUAACUUAACCCUUUUUUAUCCAGGGAUAAAUAGGGCUUCCCUACUUUCCCCAACUUUCCUUUUUAGGAAAUAAGAUCAGUGUGAAAGUGAGAGGACUUUCUAAGCCUAUCCACAGCCCUGGAUUCAGCUUAUUUCAAAUUGGGAACAGAAAUAGUGCCACACCCAUUGCCAUAUUUGAUUAUAAAUAAAGGCCAAGGACAGAACAUACCUGAAAAUAUAAGAGCCUUCUUUCUAUUGCAGUCCUUGCUGUUGUUGGUAAGAUUCCUUUUACCUAAAUUAACUGCUCCUUUCCUGAUAGAUUUAUUCUAUAUUCCCAAGAUACAUGAAGAAGUCUUUCUGAGAAUACCUAUCCCUUGGCAUCUUGUGCCACUUACUAUGCAGACCCAGCUUUCAUAAUCUGACCUCAGUCUUAGGCACUAUCUUGAUUUCCCUUUUCUCAGCCAGGGUGGAACCUCCUGUCAUAUUUCUUUCUUGAAAUCUAAUCAGGAUGCCUCAUUCAGUCAGAGGGGUUCAGGGAUUCGAACUAUACUUUGUCCUCUAAGUUUUGAGGUGCCUUUUUCAGCGUAACUGGAUUGGGAACCCCAGUCUUCCCAUCUACCUGUGUUGAUUUAAUGAGUCUGUCUGUGGAUAUUGGGAAUUAAUCUCAGAUAUAUAAAUGGAUUUCUGAGAACAGAAUUGGAAGACGACAAAAAGUGACUGCCCUAAGUUUAUGUGGUGAGUAAUGGUAGUCAGUAUGCAGUCCCUAGUGGUCAUUCAGGUAACAUUCCAUAAAAUUUCUUCAAUCCAGGGGCCGCACUACCAUUCCCAUUCUCCUGUUAUCCUCUGCUCUAUUUUUUCUUCACAAAUACCUUGCCAACCAUGGUCUUCUAAGUGCUCUAACCAGGGCAUGAGUCAUUUUGAUCUUUAAUAUUGGACAAGGACUUUCUUCUGGGAAAUGAAUCUGUGAUAAGAGAUGGAAAUGAUGAUAGAGAAACCUAUGAGGGUCUUAUCAGAACUGAAGUCAUUGCUGAAUUCUUAGUUGCAUGCACUUUGAAAGAGGCUGUCCAUUGCUGGCUUUUUGAGCUGGUUGGCCCUCAGACUGUGGUGACUGAAAAUGUUAUUUAUUUAUAAAAAGCUGUGAUUGUAGGUAUACAUAUAUAUUUCCUAUAUGUAGUGUGGGAAUCACAGAAGAAGGAACACCUUUUCUGCUAGACAUCUUAUAAUUCUGUAAUUAACCAAGGGCCAAGGGACCUUUGACGAAGUUUUUGCUUGAGGGCUCAGAAUGAAAAGUUCUCUGACAGAACUGGCCUUGGGGAAAGCCUCAAGGUUCAAGUUUACUCUCAGCAAGACUUGUAUCCUGUAUCUUGGAAACUGGAUUUGGAAAACCAGUUUAAUAGAUAUGGUUCCUCUUGUGUCUCAAAUGGAUUUAUACAGAUGGGGUAAGGAGGAGUCAGCAUUUACCUUGGAUGAAGAUUCAGGCUUAAUCUCCUUAAAGAAACUGGGAUAUCUUUCCAGAUUUGCAUAUUCUUACAUAUCUCCUUCCCUCCUCAUGUUCACUCUCGCUUCUAUUCUGACUAAUCAGCACUAAUCAGUAACUAAUCAAAAGCCAUAAGAAUUGGGGCUGGGAAAGAAAGUUGCCACUUCCUUUCUCAUCUAUUCAUGUGCCAUGAAGAGUGUGGCCAUGGAUGUCAGCCAUAUUCACUCUUAUCAAUCCUAGUGUGUCUGGGGAGAGAAUCCCAUGUUUUAUGAGUACUUGACCUUUGGAUGACAAUAAGGAUAAACAAAACAAUCCAAGUUAUGUCAGUAUUUAUUCAGCCCGGAAUCCACAAUGUGGGAUCAUUGGGGGAAGGGGAGCAGUGAUGUCUUUUCCAACUAUCCUUGUUUCAGAUCUGUGCAGAAUGUUUUUUUUUUUUUUUUAAAAAGACACAUUUGAUUCUUAAGGUUUUGCUAUCUGAAUAAAGCAGUUUUAUUUCAGUGUCUGAUUUAGUCUUAUACAUGCCAUGGGUGAAGACUCUAGGAGAUGUAGAAACUGUUUUCUAUUUUUCUUUCUUUUCAAAAGGAGGCAGAAGGACCAAGAGAGAGAUGGUAAGAAAAGGCUGUGCAUAUCUUUCAUGUUUCUCUCUCUCUCUCUCUCUAAGAAUUCAUUUGUUUUGUCAAAAUGAGUGUGUGUAGUGGAAAGAGCCUGGCCUUAAAGUCAGGAAGUGCAUAUACCUAGCUGGGCUCUGCUAUCAGGUAGCUACAUCACCCAUCUGAAGCUCAGUUUCCUCAUUGAAAAGUGGCAAUAAUGAUGUUAUCUUCCCUUGCCCUCCACACACUGGGGUUGUAAGAGAAACAUUUUGUAAAUGGUAGCGCUUUAUGAUAGCAUGCAUUAUUAUGAUGAGAAGACAAAGAUAGGUAUGUGUCUUAGUUAUGAAAAUGCCAGUGGUUAUUCAGGGAAGUGGUUUAGCUUCCCAUUAAAAACUCCAUCUCUAUCGUUGACGAAGGCUGACAGGUCAGGUUUUGAAAGCCCAGAGUCCAGUCUAUUCAAGAAAAAAGAGUUCUCUGGCUUGCUACUCUUAAAGAGAGAGAGAACUAACCUCAACAGCUCCCUUUUUCUAAGAGGAUUUUCUCUGGAGGCAAGAACAAGGAUCCCAAGAGGAGUGAGAUCCUCUCAGGAGGGGAGAGCUUUCUGAUAGAAAGCAGACAGUACUGCUUGGAGCUAACUUCUUUGCUUAUAUGCAGACAAAAAAUUUUUUGUUUCAGCACAUUUUCAUUUUUGAACUAUAGAGGACUGAGGGAGAAAUUGUUUUGUCAGGAUGCAGUGUGGGAUUUGAUAUUCAUGGACUAACUGAUUUAUAUAAUAAUAAAUAUAAUUGUAUAAAUAA
Antechinus flavipes (yellow-footed antechinus) is the source of this 6392-nucleotide messenger RNA. RefSeq names its product zinc finger protein 862-like. The coding region runs from base 297 to 2510 and encodes 737 amino acids. Lineage: Eukaryota; Metazoa; Chordata; Mammalia; Dasyuromorphia; Dasyuridae. The transcript is spliced from 3 exons. Gene Ontology annotation, molecular function: protein dimerization activity. The record is from RefSeq and is a predicted model, not a curated record.